AUGGCCCGAGCCUUUGAUCUUUUCCCGUCCGCACCUGAGGAUUACUUUCUUCUGAACUAUGACCGGAGAUGGCCCUCGUGGAAGUUCGGGAUGCGGCAAGACGAGCUGUUCACCACGCUGGCGAAGCGUUGCAACUCGAUAACGCUGCCCGUCCUCGACGUCGAGGCAUUCAAUCGUGAUGUCUGCGAGCUCAGUGCCAUGGCACACGAUAGGGAUGACUUCCUCCAUCUUCUCGAUGAGCGACGGGAUCUCAGGCAGAAGGAGCUCCUUGAUCUCUGGCAGUUGUCAUUCACCCAGAUUGCAGCGUCGCCGGCGUUGCUGUCGACUUCCGAUGCGCGGUGGAAGGACGCGAUCCACAUCUACCACUCUAACUCGUUCGACGCAUAUGUACGAUACUUUGCGGGUUUUCUCCCAUCACAACCACACCCACCGAACUUGCGAAGACCUCCCAUCGAUACAACGCGCCCCACGCCUCCUUCCACAGGCGGUUCGACUUCCACACCCGCUGAUUCGCAAGCCGACGCCGAGUUAUCCGAGGAUGGAUCGACCGGCGCAGUGCAUGCUAUAUCGAAGAAACCAAAAAUGUCACCACGCAAACGACCGGUUGCGAAAUGGAGACAGCAGGAUAAAAUGGUCCGGCGCAGUGCUCGGAUUCAGCAGCGCCAGGUGGUGGCAGGCGACGUCAAUCUCCAGCGAACCUCGCGAAGGAUCCCGCGAAAAGAAGCUUCCAGAAUCGAAAAAUUACGGAAGGGUGCAAAGGCCCGCCCGAGAUGA
This is a messenger RNA of Diaporthe batatas, 774 nucleotides long. RefSeq lists its product as uncharacterized. The record is from RefSeq and is a predicted model, not a curated record. The transcript has a single exon. NCBI's taxonomy places the organism in Eukaryota, Fungi, Ascomycota, Sordariomycetes, Diaporthales, Diaporthaceae. Bases 1 to 774 code for a protein of 257 amino acids.